Arachis stenosperma is the source of this 1475-nucleotide messenger RNA. RefSeq names its product putative pentatricopeptide repeat-containing protein At1g74400. Bases 20 to 1324 code for a protein of 434 amino acids. Lineage: Eukaryota; Viridiplantae; Streptophyta; Magnoliopsida; Fabales; Fabaceae. Gene Ontology annotation, biological process: RNA modification. The transcript has a single exon. Gene Ontology annotation, molecular function: RNA binding; protein binding. The record is from RefSeq and is a predicted model, not a curated record.
UCACUUACACGGUUCAUUCAUGACACCCUUGAAAUGGUUCACCCCUUUGGUUCAAAGGAGUGUGAACAAGUUGGUUUAUGUACCCAUGUCUACGUCGAAUCGCAAAGCCCAGUUCCACAAUAUCCUCAAGCCACCAAAGCCAAACCAGACCCUUAAGAAGUACCUUGAUGGCAACAACCCCACCAAAGUGCUGCUACACUUCAGAUAUUUGAUGAGAGAAAGAACCACUUUCAACUCAAUAGACAGCUUCACUUUCCUGUUUGCCCUCAAAGCCUGCAACAAGAGACAUUCCUCAAUCCAUGGAAAACAAUUGCAUGGUCUCAUCACAAAAUUUGGAUACAAAGACAUAGUCCAACUCCAGACAUCACUUCUGAAAGUGUAUGCUGAAGGGGGAAACCUGUGCAGUGCCCACCAAGUAUUUGAUGAAAUGCCCACUAAGAACAUUGUAUGUUGGACCUCUUUGAUUUCUGCAUAUGUUGACAAUCAUAAACCCAACAAAGCCUUAGAGACGUUCAGGAUGAUGCAGAUGGACAAUGUCGAACCUGAUCAAGUCACAGUAACAGUUGCUCUCUCUGCAUGUGCUGAUACUGGGGCACUGGAACUGGGUAAUUCGAUUCAUAAUUUCAUCCGGCGCAAAGGAGGGCUGAAAAUAGAUUUGUGCUUGAAUAAUGCUCUCAUUAACAUGUAUGCUAAAUGUGGGGAUAUCACUACAGCAAGGAGAUUGUUUGACAGCACAAAGAUCAAAGAUGUCACAACUUGGACGUCCAUGAUUGUGGGGCAUGCGCUGCAUGGUCAAGCAUAUGAAGCUCUUGAGCUUUUCUCAGAAAUGAACACGGGCUUCAACAUAGUCCCAAACGAUGUAACCUUCAUAGGAGUUUUAAUGGCUUGCAGCCAUGCAGGAUUGGUUGAGGAAGGGAAGCAACAUUUCAGAAGUAUGACCGAGGAUUACGGCAUUCGGCCUAGAGAGGCCCACUUUGGCUGCAUGGUGGAUCUCUUAUGUAGAGGUGGUUGUCUAAAAGACGCAUAUUACUUUAUUAUGGAGAUGCCGGUGCACUCUAAUGCAGUCAUUUGGCGAACCUUGCUGGGGGCUUGCAGCCUCCAUGGUGAACUGGAGCUAGCUGCAGAAGCUCGGGAGAAACUGCUCAAGUUGGACCCUGACUAUGUGGGUGAUAGUGUUGCUUUGUCCAAUAUUUAUGCAGAUAAAAGGAUGUGGAAUAACAAGAUGAUUGCUAGGAAUCAGAUCAAACAAUCAAGAGCUCCUGGUUGCAGUUCCAUUGAGGUGACAAGUGGAGUUGGUGAAUUUGUAAUUGUCAAUAAUCCUUAGAAAAGGGAAAGAUAUACCUUGCUAGUCAGAAUACCUAUGAAAGAAUCGUUUAGAUAUAGAAGCAAAUUCAGCAAAGCUGUUAAGUUGUAAACAAACUUUGUAACCAUGAAAAGAAAAAUGAUAAUAUUUAUCAUCAAAUGACACCUUUCAA